CGGCGAUUCUAUUUCAGUGAUUGGCGUGCAGCUCCGAGCUCUACGGCAUCGUUUCAUUGAGAACUCUGGAAGCAGCGUCCUAUGCAUCUUGCGUUCAGAAGCAUGAAGGUGUGGCACACCGUGUUGGGCAUCAUCUUAUCAAGCUCCGUGACGACAGGCAACCUGUCCGACCAAAACAAGGUGUUGCACGACUUGUUCGCCAACAUCGGACCCAAUGAUCUCCCAUUGGAAGACUCGUACUUCACCAUCAGGGAGGACGGCGCACCGAAGAACAGCACGCUAUACCGCUUCAAUAUGACCAAUGGCUUCCUGAGAGACCUGCACCGGAAAUUCGCGCCCAAAUUCAAUGAAGAGUACUGCAAAGCCCGCCUGGACCCGUUCUUCAACAGCCUGUGGGUGAACUGCGACUUGGACCUGGAGGGCACGCUCGCCACCUACGAUGCGUCGCUCUCCUACGGCGCAAGCGUCGUGCACAGUUUUAAUGUCAAUGCCGUCAUUAUCAAGCACUCUGGAAUCAAUCUUCCCUUGCUGUCGGUGUACACCUACGGUAAUACGUGCAAGAUUAAUAAGUGUCAACUUCAUGGCUACGGCCUUUACAUCACAGCCUUUGAACUCAACACGACAACGUCUCCAAGAUUCCGUGACUUGACAUCAAAUCCAAAGUUCCAAAACUUUAAGAAGAACCAGACCUUGGCCCAAGAAGUCUGGACAGACUUUAAUGUGAAAAUGUACACUCAUAUCUUGCCUAUCAUCGUCAAAACAUUGAACGUGACGUAUCGCUCGGAAAUACCGAAAAGAAUGGCCAAGGUUGGAGCCUUGGACAAAACGCUCUUUCGCCUUUCUAAUAGGAGACUUGCUGCGUGAGCGCUGCAGCUGUUCAUAAGCAAGGCCAAAAAAAAAGUCAGAAAAAGAAGUAAAAGGAACACUAGAGUGGUUCAAA
This is a messenger RNA of Dermacentor albipictus, 940 nucleotides long. RefSeq lists its product as uncharacterized. The record is from RefSeq and is a predicted model, not a curated record. NCBI's taxonomy places the organism in Eukaryota, Metazoa, Arthropoda, Arachnida, Ixodida, Ixodidae.